AUGUUAUUAAAAUUAAAUAAUCUUAUAAAAUUUCUAAAUCCCUAUUUGGAAUUUAUAAAUUGUCAUAUGGUUGAAUUCUAUACAAAUAAUUUAUGGGAUAAAUAUAUCCCAAAAAAUAUACAAAAUGAAUUAACCGAAAAUGGCUUCGAAGAUGCGUUUAAUAUUAUUUAUAAAGAUAAGAACUACGACAAAUAUCCAAAUUUAACCGUAUUUUUAAAUGAAAUAAAAAAUAUUCGAGAAAACAAUUCAAUUAUUGUUUCCAAAGAUAAUUUUUUAAAAGAUGAAAAACCUGUUGAUGAAGAUUUUAAACAUUUUAUGUCAGAUAAAAAAAUUCAUGAAGUUAAUAAAAUGGCGGAUUUAACGUAUAAAUUGAGUAAGAAUAAAAACAUUGAAUAUGUUGUUGAUAUUGGAGAUGGUAAAGGAUAUUUAAGUUCUUAUUUAUCAUUAAAAUAUAAAUUAAACGUAUUAGGGAUCGAUUCUCAAUCAAUUAAUACGACAGGCUCAUCCAAAAGAUUACAAAAAUUACAAAAAUAUUGGAAAGGCUUAACAAAUGAUUCGAUUAUAUCAAAUUCUUAUAAACAAUUCACAAAAUAUGUAACAUCAAGCACAAAUUUAAUAGAAAUCCUACAAAAUGAAUUUAAUCAAUCCAAUAUUGAUCGAUUUGCGUUAGUUGGAUUACAUACUUGUGGUCAAUUAGCAUGUGAUUCAUUGGAUUUGUUUGUAAAUGAUGCUAAUUGUAAGUUUUUAUGCAAUGUGGGAUGUUGUUAUCACUUGUUAAAAACUUUUCCAAUGAGCGAUUACGUGAAAAAUCAAAAUUUUAACUUAGAUCGUAAUGCACGCAUGAUUGCAUCGCAAUCAAUCGAUCGUACUGUUAAUCAACAAAAAAUCAAUAAUCAAUCAUUAUUCUAUCGUGGGCUAUUUCAAGUUUUUUUGCAAAAUAAAUAUGGGUUGAAUUUACCAGAAGGGCAAGUGGGUCGUAAGUGUUCGAAACAUAAUAAUUUUAUUGAUUAUUGUCGAUCAGCUUUAAAUAAUUAUCAAUCAAUAAAUGAUUCAAUAAUCGUUGAAAAUGAGUUAAAUGAUUUAUUAAAUAAAUAUCAAGAAAAUAAUGAUGAUUUAAAAUUAUAUUUGUUUUACUUAAUUCGAAUGCAAUUUUCUAGUAUUAUUGAAUUAUUGAUAUUAACAGAUCGUUGUAUGUAUUUAAUAGAAAAUGGAUUUAAUCAGACAUAUUUAAUUCAAUUGUUUAAUUCUGUUAUAUCUCCAAGACAUUUAGCAAUUAUAUCAAUUAAAUAA
Molecule: messenger RNA, 1290 nt
Organism: Chrysoperla carnea
Lineage: Eukaryota; Metazoa; Arthropoda; Insecta; Neuroptera; Chrysopidae
Product: methyltransferase-like protein 25
Exons: 2
Coding region: 1-1290 (429 amino acids)
Source: RefSeq, a predicted model, not a curated record